UGUCGUGGCUCCACCCUCAACACCCAUCAUGUGUGCUCUACAGCCCUGGCCACCCCUGUCUCGACCAGGAGCUACUCAAAGGAAGGGCUGAGUCUCAGCGAGGCGGGGUGACGCUCCAGGAUGGGAGACAAGCCAAUUUGGGAGCAGAUUGGAUCCAGCUUCAUUCAGCAUUACUACCAGUUAUUUGAUAAUGACAGAACCCAACUAGGCGCAAUUUAUAUUGAUGCAUCAUGCCUUACAUGGGAAGGACAGCAGUUCCAGGGAAAAGCUGCCAUUGUGGAGAAGUUGUCUAGCCUUCCGUUCCAGAAAAUCCAGCACAGUAUCACGGCACAGGAUCAUCAGCCCACGCCAGAUAGCUGUAUCAUCAGUAUGGUUGUGGGACAGCUCAAGGCUGAUGAAGACCCUAUCAUGGGGUUCCACCAGAUGUUUCUAUUAAAGAACAUCAAUGAUGCUUGGGUUUGCACCAAUGACAUGUUCAGGCUUGCCCUGCACAACUUUGGCUGACCUCCUCCUGACCACUUACUCAUGCUGUUUCCUCCUCCCUCCUUUUUCUGACACUAUCACACUCCUCCAGAUGCUCCAAAUAUCAUACACAAACAAGCAGGGCCGAGGUGGGAGUAGGUGCAGUGCUCUAUCCCCCCACCAAGGUGUUGUGCAUGAUGUUUGGAUGUUAGAUUAGUUGCAUCUGACAGGAGACGUUUGUGUUGUACCAGCGCAUGCCUUGGAAAGACUUAAGUAAUGCAAAAGGUUGUCUUUUUUUUUUUUUUAAUCUACUGACAAGAUGCUCUAGUAACCCAAAGAAGUGAAGGAGAAAGCAGCUGCCUCACCGCCCAGAUACUGAUUUGUUCAGAUGUUUCAAAUGCCUCAUGAUACAAUAAAACCACAAAAAUUUUCUUAACAGUUUAAAUUGUUUUAAUUAGUUUAGUAGUUGGCUGGGUAUCAGUAACUACCCUGCCCUCAUUGUCUUUCUCAUGUCUUGCCCUCUCACCUCUGCCUCAAAAUUCAGCAGUACUUGCUGCAUUUCUGAAGCAGUACUCCCAGCUAGCUUCUUUCAAGCCUGAGGGCAGGGUUCUCCACAGCCCACCUGAUCUUGGGAAUCCAGAUGGAGAGCUCACAUUGGCCUGACUCUUCUCUUGCACUGAAAACUCUGUAGUUAGCUCUAACGCCUUCUGUGGUUUCUGCUCUGGGCAGAUUCAGGGCUUUACUAGCUGGAGAAAUAAGCCUAAAUCCUAUAGUAGCUGGAGAAGCCCUGGCAAACUUGAUCCACCAGGUCAGGCUCUCUGGCCUUGGCUGUUAGCAUGAUGGAGGAGUCUGCUUCAUCCCUGAAGGGUCAGAAUCAUAUUCAGGGUGCUCCACACUCCAUGUCAAGCAGAGGACAGUUCAGAUCCAUCUGCUUAGGAUAUCGUUACCCACAGCCAGGCCCUGUUGGGUUGGAGUAUAGAUUCUGAGCUAUGGAAGGAGUCACUCUGAGCCAGAGGGAUUCAUUUUAUAGUUCUCAGACCUCUUCAGGGCAUUUCCAGGUUAUUUUCUAUUCCCCCACUAAAUAACAUACAUCCCCACACCACUAUCUACAAAUCGCAAAUCACCUUAACUAUUAGGGCAGUUUCUGUUCCUCAGUUUUAAAGACAGAGGCCUUGCCUAGUACAAAUCUAGCUCCUCAUCACUGAGCCUCUGGAUGGUUGUAAAGGUAGUAGCAAAUAGCAACUGAAGGUUGGAGUCUAACCCAGGAUUUGGGUUAAUACUAUUAGGGGUUUUAGGAUUGAGGAGGGCAGGCACCCUGGCUCACCUGGAUUGGGAUAAAUACCCUCUCUCUCACUAUGGGGUGAGGGUAAUAUUUCCUCAGACCUCAGAGGUUACCUGGCUACACUAAACACAGAGCUACUUGGAGAACAGUACAGUCUGGAGGUUUCAGUGGUACUGAUCUUGUGUAUUUGGGUAGUGGGGGUGGGGGAGAGGUAGAUGCUUGCUGCCUCUGAAACCACCCUGUAUAAAAUCUGCAAUACAGCUUCUAACAUGUACCAUGUACCUGUGCCUGAAAUGUCUGCAAUA
Messenger RNA from Dipodomys ordii (Ord's kangaroo rat), 2049 nucleotides. It is a transcript of the gene Nutf2, whose product is annotated as nuclear transport factor 2. Bases 121 to 504 code for a protein of 127 amino acids. Lineage: Eukaryota; Metazoa; Chordata; Mammalia; Rodentia; Heteromyidae. The transcript is spliced from 5 exons. The record is from RefSeq and is a predicted model, not a curated record. Gene Ontology annotation, cellular component: nuclear pore central transport channel. Gene Ontology annotation, biological process: protein import into nucleus.